UUUGUGUUUUUUUUGCAGCAUGAUUUUAGUUUAAUGAAUAUGAAAGCCUUUGCGAACCUAAAAGGCUCUGGCGGUAACAUAUGGGAAGUAUUUGAAGUUUUAGAUGAUGCCCGACAUGCUAUUUUCAGAGAUACCGUCUUUGGCUAUUUUAUUGAUGUCCCUCGUUUACAAGGGGACGCUUUAUUGUUUCAUAAAAUGUUCCUUCAUCAGAUCCGGCCGGACCCUGUUUUAUCUCCAGAUGGAAUAAAACGUUUAUAUUUUCGAGUAGGCAAUACCAAAAUGGUUUAUGGGCCGGAAGAGUUUUGUUUGAUUACCGGCUUCAAUUUUGGGGAGUAUCCAAAAAACAUUGGGAGAAAAGGGUCGGAAAAAUUAAUAAGCAGUAAAAAAAGAUGUUUACUGCGUGAACGGCUAUUUCCGGACCAUACUAAUAGUUCGGUGAAAAUUGGCGACCUGAAAAGUUUAAUUUUAAAUCAAACAUUCCUAGCACUUGACGACCUUGAUGCAGUUAGAGUAUGUUUGAUAUACAUUUUGUGUGAAGGUUUUUUGGGCAAAGAAGUUAACGAUCGGGUGCCACAAGAUUGGUUUUAUUUGGCUGAGAAUUUGGAUCUCUGGAAUAGCUUCGCUUGGGGUAGCUAUCUAUGGGAUUUUACUUAUGUUGACCUUGAGGAUACAUGGAAUAAGAUACAUAAUUAUUUAUCACUUCCUGAGCGUGGUCAAACUUUAAAGUAUUCCGUCUCAGGAUUUACGGCUCCAAUAAGGGUAUAAAAAUUUUCUUAUAUUUAAAUUGUUUUAUUGUCAUGUUUUUUAUUUUAAUUUUAACUUUUAUUACUGUAAUUGUAAAAAAUUGUAGAUAUGGAUAUAUGAGAUGAUUCCGGCUGUUCGUGCAUGUGGAUUUGCAUCAAGAAAAAAUAAAGACUUGCCUCGGAUGAAAAGAUGGAGUGGAACAAAAAAAUUGAAAUGGGUUGACGUGAACAAGAUUUGGUCAAAGAUGCAGGUUUAAAAAUAUUUCGUUUAUUAUUAAUAAAGUUGAUUAUUAUACUUUUAUAUGCAUUUUUAAUAUGUUUAAUUUUUUAA
Messenger RNA from Lactuca sativa (garden lettuce), 1074 nucleotides. Lineage: Eukaryota; Viridiplantae; Streptophyta; Magnoliopsida; Asterales; Asteraceae. The record is from RefSeq and is a predicted model, not a curated record.